AUGAAAAAGAAGAUUGAAAUACUAUGGGCUAGAGCUGGAAAGAUUAACGUUACAGAUGUAGGUAAUGGAUUCUAUGUGGUGCAAUUUAGCAACAAAGAUGAUCUUCUUUUUGCUCUAAAUGGUGGUCCUUGGAUUAUUUUAGGCCAUUAUUUAUCACUCCGACGUUGGGAGCCAGCUUUUAGACCAAAUGCUGCAAGUGUGAUGAAGAUUGCAGCUUGGGUGCGAUUACCGGGUAUCCCACUGGAGUAUUAUGAUGAAGCCUUUUUCCGCCGUAUUGGUAACUGGCUAGGUAAAAUGUUGAAGAUCGAUAAGACAACUAAUGAGCAUGUAAGAGGACAGUUUGCUCGAAUUUGCGUGGAACUGGAUCUUGCUCAGCCUCUGAAGGGUGAAUAUGUGUUGGACGGAGCAACUAAACAGAUAGAAUAUGAAGGCUUAGGCCUUAUUUGUUUCCGUUGUAGGCGCUAUGGACAUAGUAAAGAUUGUUGUCCUGAGAUACCAGUUGAAGGAAAGGAUAAUCAGCAAAAUCAAGACGGGAAAAAAGAUGAGGCUGAGUUUCAGAAAAAUGGAUUAGGUCCUUGA
Messenger RNA from Gastrolobium bilobum, 579 nucleotides. RefSeq lists its product as uncharacterized. The record is from RefSeq and is a predicted model, not a curated record. Lineage: Eukaryota; Viridiplantae; Streptophyta; Magnoliopsida; Fabales; Fabaceae. The transcript has a single exon. The coding region runs from base 1 to 579 and encodes 192 amino acids.